UGUAGCCAGAGUUUCUGGUCUGAAGAGAAGUGGCAAGAGUUGCAGGUUGAGGUGGCUGAACUAUUUGCGUCCCAAUAUAAAGCAUGGCCAUAUCAGUGCUGAAGAGGAAAAGAUCAUCCUACAACUUCAUGAGCGAUGGGGCAACAAGUGAGAGUGUUCCAUCAUCUUGGAUUUUCUUUUUCAGUUUUCCUUCUCUAAAGUCUAGCAUACUUUUCUGCAGAUGGUCAAUGAUUGCACGAAGAUUGCCAGGGAGAACUGAUAAUGAGAUCAAGAACUACUGGAGAACUCAUUUAAGAAAGAAAGCUCUAAUUCAAGAGCAAGAAAAUUUUCAAUUUGGAAGAGACAAUGGCAAACAACUUUUCUUGUUUCAAGAAGAUGGGAGCAGUGCCCAAAAUUACAAUGGUGAAAGCUACAAGCCUUGUAAGGAUAUUUUGGAUACAGAAAACAGUUGUUAUGAUGUUGUUGGGCUGUCAGAUUUCACUCUUACAAGCUCACCAUAUCAAACGCGGUUAUCAGAUUUGAUACCAGAGUUUCCAAGUGAUCAAAGUGAAAUAAAAUCUCAGGAGGACUGUAAUAGUUCGGAUUCACGCUACUGUUAUCCAGCAUGGAUUUCCGAGGAGAAUGAUUUAUGGGGCUGUUCAGGCUCCCUCUGGAACAUGGAAUAACAUAAACACUGUUAAUGUGAAUAUGAAGAGGCUUGGAGAAUGUGAAACAGAAACAUUUUGCAUAUCAUUCAUUACUGCAUUAUCCCUAAAUGUACUUGUUUAUAUAUACACUGUUCUCCAGGACUGAAUUCAGUAACCUUUGAUCUAUGUACAGAUUCAAAAAUC
Molecule: messenger RNA, 830 nt
Organism: Theobroma umbraticum
Lineage: Eukaryota; Viridiplantae; Streptophyta; Magnoliopsida; Malvales; Malvaceae
Source: RefSeq, a predicted model, not a curated record